AUGGAACCCAUUGUGAUGGAACCCAUUGUGAUGGAACCCAUUGUGAUGGAACCCAUUGUGAUGGAACCCAUUGUGAUGGAACUCAUUGUGAUGGAACCCAUUGUGAUGGAACCCAUUGUGAUGGAACCCAUUGUGAUGGAACCCAUUGUGAUGGAACCCAUUGUGAUGGAACUCAUUGUGAUGGAACCCGUUGUGAUGGAACCCGUUGUGAUGGAACUCAUUGUGAUGGAACCCAUUGUGAUGGAACCCAUUGUGAUGGAACCCAUUGUGAUGGAACUCAUUGUGAUGGAACCCAUUGUGAUGGAACCCAUUGUGAUGGAACCCAUUGUGAUGGAACCCAUUGUGAUGGAACUCAUUGUGAUGGAACCCAUUGUGAUGGAACUCAUUGUGAUGGAACCCAUUGUGAUGGAACUCAUUGUGAUGGAACCCAUUGUGAUGGAACCCAUUGUGAUGGAACCCAUUGUGAUGGAACCCAUUGUGAUGGAACUCAUUGUGAUGGAACCCAUUGUGAUGGAACUCAUUGUGAUGGAACCCAUUGUGAUGGAACCCAUUGUGAUGGAACCAUUGUGA
Messenger RNA from Procambarus clarkii (red swamp crayfish), 570 nucleotides. NCBI's taxonomy places the organism in Eukaryota, Metazoa, Arthropoda, Malacostraca, Decapoda, Cambaridae. The record is from RefSeq and is a predicted model, not a curated record.